AUGUCCUGGAAGCUCACCAAAAAACUCAAGGAGACGCAUCUGGCGCCCUUGACGAACUCCUUUGGCCGAUCUUCUUCCACCUCGACCAUCAAGGGCGAUUCAAAUGGCGCUGGUGAUGGUGCUGAGACACCCGUGGCCUCGCAACCCCCCAGUAUCGCCUCUACCCCGACUGCCUCGUCAAAUGGCAUCGCCGCGUCAGAGUGUCUUGUCUCUCCCCCAGUCAACCCUGUGCAGCCGGGCAUUCUGAUCGUUACCCUUCACGAGGGCAAAGGCUUCGCCCUGUCUCCUCAUUUCCAGCAGAUCUUCAACUCUCACUUCCAGAACAAUUCCUACGCACCCUCUUCAUUGCGUCCUAGCACUUCCUCCUCGUCACACUCCACCCAUCAAGCGGGCUCCUUUGUGCAGUCCGGUCGGCCCCAGUCCACCAGCGGGGGCAUCAACGCUGCCCCCACCACCCACGGCCGCUAUUCCACCAAAUACCUUCCCUACGCACUUCUCGAUUUUGAAAAGAACCAGGUUUUCGUUGACGCCGUCUCGGGUUCUCCCGAAAACCCCCUGUGGGCGGGUGACAGCACAGCUUUCAAGUUUGAUGUGUCUCGAAAGACCGAACUGAAUGUUCAGCUUUACCUCCGCAACCCUGCGGCCCGGCCUGGCGCUGGUCGCAGCGAGGAUAUCUUCUUGGGUGCGACCAAGGUGAACCCUCGUUUCGAGGAGGCUCAACCGUACGUUGAGGACCCCAAGCUGAGCAAGAAGGAUAACCAAAAGGCCGCCGCCGCUCAUGCGGAGCAAGAACGCCAGGCGGGUCAGCUAGGUGCCGAAUGGCUGGAUCUCCAGUUCGGUGGUGGCUCGAUCAAGAUUGGUGUUUCCUUCGUCAAGAACCGGCAGCGCAGCUUGAAGAUGGAGGACUUUGACUUGCUGAAGGUUGUAGGCAAGGGUAGUUUCGGCAAGGUCAUGCAGGUCAUAAAGAAGGAUACCGGUCGAAUCUACGCCCUCAAGACCAUCCGCAAGGCUCACAUUAUCUCGCGAUCCGAAGUCACACAUACCCUCGCGGAGCGAUCGGUGCUGGCGCAGAUCAACAACCCUUUCAUCGUCCCCUUGAAAUUCUCUUUCCAGUCGCCCGAAAAGUUAUAUUUCGUCCUGGCUUUCGUUAACGGCGGAGAGUUGUUCCACCACCUGCAAAAAGAGCAGCGAUUCGACAUCAAUCGUGCUCGAUUCUAUACCGCGGAGCUGUUGUGCGCACUUGAGUGUCUUCAUGGUUUCAAGGUCAUCUAUCGUGAUCUCAAGCCCGAGAACAUUCUCCUUGAUUAUACUGGUCACAUUGCUCUGUGCGAUUUCGGUCUUUGCAAGCUGGACAUGAAGGAUGAGGACCGAACAAAUACUUUCUGCGGAACUCCCGAGUAUCUUGCCCCCGAGCUGCUGCUCGGCAACGGAUAUACCAAGUCCGUGGAUUGGUGGACGCUGGGCGUCUUGCUCUAUGAGAUGCUGACUGGUUUACCACCAUUCUAUGACGAGAACACCAACGAGAUGUACCGCAAGAUCUUGCAGGAGCCUCUGACCUUCCCAAGUAGCGACAUUGUACCACCGGCCGCCAGGGAUCUUCUCACCCGUCUGCUGGACCGUGAUCCCCAGCGCCGUCUGGGUGCCAACGGUGCUGCUGAGAUCAAGUCGCACCACUUCUUCGCCAACAUUGACUGGCGCAAGCUUCUCCAGCGGAAGUACGAGCCCAGCUUCCGUCCCAACGUGCUGGAUGCUCGUGAUACAGACAACUUCGACCGCGAGUUCACCUCCGAGGCUCCACAGGACUCGUACGUUGACGGCCCCGCUCUGUCCCAAACCAUGCAGCAGCAGUUCGCCGGCUGGUCAUACAACCGACCGGUUGCUGGACUUGGUGAUGCAGGCGGCAGUGUCAAAGAUCCGUCGUUUGGCAGCAUCCCGGAGUAA
Penicillium atrosanguineum is the source of this 1941-nucleotide messenger RNA. Its product is annotated as serine/threonine-protein kinase. Lineage: Eukaryota; Fungi; Ascomycota; Eurotiomycetes; Eurotiales; Aspergillaceae. Gene Ontology annotation, biological process: protein phosphorylation. The record is from RefSeq and is a predicted model, not a curated record. The coding region runs from base 1 to 1941 and encodes 646 amino acids. Gene Ontology annotation, molecular function: ATP binding; protein serine/threonine kinase activity. The transcript has 5 exons.